Caenorhabditis remanei is the source of this 1350-nucleotide messenger RNA. RefSeq lists its product as uncharacterized. NCBI's taxonomy places the organism in Eukaryota, Metazoa, Nematoda, Chromadorea, Rhabditida, Rhabditidae. The record is from RefSeq and is a predicted model, not a curated record. Bases 1 to 1350 code for a protein of 449 amino acids. Gene Ontology annotation, biological process: endonucleolytic cleavage in ITS1 to separate SSU-rRNA from 5.8S rRNA and LSU-rRNA from tricistronic rRNA transcript (SSU-rRNA, 5.8S rRNA, LSU-rRNA). Gene Ontology annotation, cellular component: nucleolus; 90S preribosome. The transcript is spliced from 8 exons.
AUGAAGAAGCCGGUGAACAAGAAGGAAAUGGGAUACGCCCAGAACUAUGACAACUGGAGAAGGCUUGAGGAAAUGCAGAAAAUCAAAGAUAAAUACGGUGACGAUGAUGACGAUUCGUCGAGUGAAUCAGAGCCAGAAUGGACUGAUGGACACGAAGAAGCAUUCCUUCGGACCCUCGGAGCUCUAAAAUCCGGAGAUAGAUCUGUUUUCGAAAACGGAAAGAGCUUCUUCAAUGAUAUUCAAGAAUCCUCUUCUAGCACGAAAAAUUCCAAGGAAAAACCGAAAAAGUCGAAGAAAAAUGAUGAAAAGAUGACUAUCAAGGAUUAUGAGCGAAAAUUGGUUCUGGAGAAAGGAGGACAAAUCGACGAAAGUGACGAGGAAGCCGAGUACAAAAAGACGCAGCAGAAAGGAUACUAUGAGGAGCAGGAGGAGAUUCGAAAAAGUCUGGCCGCUGCAAUCAAUCUGGGCGAUGAUGAAGACGAUGAGGAUAUUCUGAAAGAGAGAAAGAAGACGUCGAAAGAACUGGAAGAUGAGGAUAAUGAUUUCUAUGAAUGGAUGAAGUCGGAGGAUGGAAAGGCUGAUAAGAAGAAGGCCAAGGAGUUGAAACAUCUGAAAAAGUUCUGGAAGGACGAUCAAAAGCUAGAUGACUCUGAGAAAUUCCUUCGUGAUUACUUGCUCAACAAAGAUUAUGAACCGGGAGAGAACGAAGAAAAUCCAACAUACGAUGAAAUUGUGGCGUUAGAGGAGGAUGAGAAGGAGCUCGACAAGAAUCGGCAGUACGAGCAGAAGUAUAAUUUUAGAUUCGAGGAUCCUGAUCAAGAAUUCAUCAAACAAUAUCCACGUACCGUCGCUGAAUCAAUGAGAACCGACGAUUCGUCUCGAAAAGUGAAGCGACAUGAAAGAGAAGAACGAAAGAAGAAAGAGAAAGAGGAGAAGAAACGAGAAUUGGCUGAACUCAAAAAGAUGAAACGAUCUGAAAUUGAGCAGAAACUCGGAAAGCUUCGAAAAGCGGCUGGUGUGGAUAUUCCAUUGACACUCGAUGAGUUGAAUGCUGACUUUGAUCCAAAAGAAUUCGAUAAGAAAAUGAAGUCGAUCUUCAAUGAUGAGUAUUAUGGAGUGGAGGAGAAUAUUCAAGAGGAUGAGGAUGAAAAACCCGUAUUUAGUGAUAUAGAUGACACAGACUUCGAGGACUAUGACAAUUUGGAUGUGGAAGAACUCAAAAAGAAGGGCGUUCAUGAGGAUGAAGGGGACGAUGAGGAGGAGGAAGAAGAAGAAGAUGUUGAUGAGGAGGACGAGGAGGAGGAAGAAGAGAAGCCGAAAACUAAAAAGUCAGCAAUGAAAAACGGAUAG